AAGGGAAUGUUAUCAAUAAAUUUUUAGUAGAUUGUGAAGAGGAAGUUUUAAAGUACCUAGAAAAGUUUGAUAACAUUGAUAGUUUAAGGACAUUAGAAGAGUGUUUAGAUAUAAAUCGAAUCAAUCAUUCUACCUCAUCAAAUGAUCUCAUUUAUGCUGAAAACCACUUCUUCCAUUUCCUGUUCUUAUACAAAAAUGAUGUACUUACACAAUCUCUAACGGAAGCUGAAUUUAACGCAUAUGUCUGGACACCAAUGCUUAGAAAUGCUUUCUUUGGAAAGACUGAUUUGAGAUUAAAAUGUGGAGAAGUAGCGUCCAAGUCAUAUGAUAAAUUGAAAGAAAUUUUAAAUAUUGUUACUCGUAGUGGUUCCAGAUUAGACGGAAAAGGUUUCCUCAAGUCAUUAGGCACUGAAAUUUUAGCGCAGGAAGACGGAGCAAUAAGUACACAGAGCAAAAGGACAAGAGACCUGCAGAAAUUAGAGUACUGCUCUAAAAUUAUUCUUACGGCAUUAUUUUUUGCGCUACCUUCUCACGUGAAAAAUAGAAUCAAAGAUCUUGAAGUUUAUAGUUUGCAAUCAAAUUAA
Funneliformis caledonium is the source of this 584-nucleotide messenger RNA. Lineage: Eukaryota; Fungi; Glomeromycota; Glomeromycetes; Glomerales; Glomeraceae. The record is from the annotation of a GenBank genome assembly.